CACCCAUUGAACACCUCUUUUGUUGCAUUUUCUGCAGCUGAUUAUAUCCAUCGUCGUGAACGAGCUGCUUAAACUGAUUAAGCGCCAGCACUCGUUCUCUUCCGCACAUUCUUUUAACCACCUCGAAACUGCUUAUUUUGCUCUUUGUUGAUUUUCAUAAUCAAACAACUCUUAAUCACCAACCACUCCAGCUGCUAUUCCCCUUCUCCAUCAUAAUGAGCAGAUUCAGCCCAGUAACCUCAAAGAACUUGCUCAUAUCAAACGACAAGUUGUUCUUCUUCAACAAUAAAGUAAACAAAACCUACACUUUUUUCAACAAAAACAUCGCUAGCGCUACCAAAUUCAAUAAACUAGUCAUAAAUAGAUCUCUCACCUACAAAAUAGUUCCAGCUAAAAAUAUUAAUAAAACCCCCUUUUUUAUCAACAACAAAUACAACAAAAAUAGCGGUUUCAUCUUUUUCAACAAUAACAUCGAUGCUCAGCUCUUAAGAUUUACAAGAUUUUACUCUUCUUCAGCCACUAACAAGAACUCUGCAACCAAAAAUGAUAAAACUAUCCAAAACUUGAACACAACCCAAGAGGAGCCCCUAAAUGAUUUGAAAAAUUUAGACGUUAAUCGGUUUAUUAACCAAGACCCAUCUCUAUCUCAAAUGGAACAACAAUUUAAUAACUCAUCUGAAAAUAACAAUAACAAUAACAAUAACAAUAACAAUAACACAAAUUCUUCAACUAUUGCUAGUGACAACUUGAAAUCUAAUCCAAACACAUCUCAAAUCAAUCAAAAUAAUCUCAAUCACAAGGAUGAAUACGAUAAAGUUAGCCCUCACCUAAGGUUCUAUAAAUUCUUUGGCGAAACUUUUGUUAGAUGCUGUUUAAUGGCCUUUCUGACUUAUUUUGGUUUACAUUUACUAUGGUCUAUUCUUGAUGCUACCGAUGAAGAAAACUUAAAGCAAGCGCAAUUAAAAGUGCAAUUAAAAGCUCAAGAAAACAUCACUAAUAAAUCUGAAAAUAAAUCUGAAAAUAAUCCCGAAAAGAAAUCUCAAUAACAAAAAAAAAAAUGGAAUAAUUAGAUCUAAAACUUAAAUAUUCUAUUUUAGAUUUUUGUUUCUCAUUUUCUCUUGUAAAUAAUUCUUACAGAUUUUAUAAAUUUUAUACACCUCUCUUCUCUUUUAUAUUCUUUUUUGUUCAACCUUUAACCUAAUCUUAAUCCACGCUUUCAUCAUUGA
Ascoidea rubescens DSM 1968 is the source of this 1226-nucleotide messenger RNA. RefSeq lists its product as uncharacterized. The transcript has a single exon. Lineage: Eukaryota; Fungi; Ascomycota; Saccharomycetes; Ascoideales; Ascoideaceae. Bases 216 to 1046 code for a protein of 276 amino acids. The record is from RefSeq and is a predicted model, not a curated record.